CACUGUGAUGUUGCCACCACAUUAGAUCUAACCUGCUGCCAUCAUUUUCUUACACUUCUUAUCUUAUAUAUACACACACAUACAUACACGUCCUAGUAGCCAACACCAAUCCCCCCCUCUCUCUCUCUAACCUGCAUUGGUUGGAAGAUGGAUACUCUUAUUAUAAGAUCAUCCGCCAAGAUCUUUACAAAAGAAACUUUACCAUUAUCAAGAAGAACUCUUGUCGGUAAAUGUUCUGAUACCAAUUUGUUCCGACCUUGGCCAUUUGGUGUUACUACUACCGUCUCUCAAAAACCCAUUUUGCUUCGACACAGAACUAUUCAAUGCGUCGCUUCGUCAUCUCAUUUUUCAUCUGAAACAGGGGCGUGGACAAGCUUGGAUACUGCAAAUAUCAGGAUUCAAACAAUACAGCCAUCAAAGACUGUUCAUGUGAAAUUCCAGUUAGAGAAGAAAUGCCGGUUUGGUGAGCACUUUUUCGUGGUUGGGAAUGACCCUAUUAUAGGUUCAUGGAAUCCCUCAGAUGCCAUACCACUAACCUGGUCAGAUGGACACAUUUGGACAGCUAAACUGGAUUUACCCAUUGGAAGGUCAGUCCAGUUCAAGUACAUACUGAAACAAGAAACAGGGGAUAUUGUGUGGCAACCUGGCCCUGACCGUAUUUUCCACACUUGGCAAACCGAGAACACAAUAGUUGUCGAGGAAGAUUGGGAAAAUGCUGAACUUCAGAAAAUAAUUGAGGAUCUAGAAGACGAACUGACAUUUGAUAUUGAGAAGGAGACGAUCAAUAUUGGUGGGAACGUGACUCACUCUCACUUAAGAGAGGAACUUAUGCCUAAAGCAAAUGCGAAAUACAAACCAUGGAUUAGCAGAAACAAAAAAUUCAUAACUGCAGCAGAGGAAAUGAGUGGUCCAAAAGAGGGGUCCUCGAAGCUUCACAUUGGAGACAGAGGUUACAAAAGAGAUACUGAAGGCAAAAACAUAAGGAGAGCUACGACGGAAAGGAAUGCAAAAAGCAUGGAAGAUGAUGGAGGGACUGUGAUUACAAGUGAAGAAGGUCAUGUUCUGGUACCUGGCCUGAAUCCACUGCAAGAGACCUCUGCCGGUGAAGCAUAUCCUGAAGAAAUUGGUAAAUUCAUUGUUGCUGAUGCCUCAGCUAGAACUGAUGUAGCUUAAGGACUAAAAAAAUAACUUCUUGUCGAGUUAAGCUAUUUGAUGCAAGUACAUCUAUGCACUAGUUUUUGUCUGUUGAGUCCAUCCCAUUUGGAAAUCUGAGAGCCAAUAUUGUUAAUGUGGUAUUGGCAUGAAACCCCUCUUCUUCUUCUUUUUGACACAUAUUGCUUAUUGAGAGUAAUAUCGAGCUUUCUUUGUUUCUA
Cornus florida is the source of this 1373-nucleotide messenger RNA. RefSeq lists its product as uncharacterized. Lineage: Eukaryota; Viridiplantae; Streptophyta; Magnoliopsida; Cornales; Cornaceae. The record is from RefSeq and is a predicted model, not a curated record. The transcript has 4 exons. Gene Ontology annotation, cellular component: membrane. Bases 148 to 1173 code for a protein of 341 amino acids. Gene Ontology annotation, molecular function: starch binding.